This is a messenger RNA of Quercus lobata, 1258 nucleotides long. RefSeq names its product chorismate mutase 2-like. Lineage: Eukaryota; Viridiplantae; Streptophyta; Magnoliopsida; Fagales; Fagaceae. Gene Ontology annotation, molecular function: chorismate mutase activity. Bases 241 to 1053 code for a protein of 270 amino acids. Gene Ontology annotation, cellular component: cytoplasm. The record is from RefSeq and is a predicted model, not a curated record. The transcript has 5 exons. Gene Ontology annotation, biological process: aromatic amino acid biosynthetic process; chorismate metabolic process.
ACGUAGAAUUUCCUUCUCCAUUUCAUUCAUGUUUUAUUUGACUUUUUCCAUUUUCUAUUUACCAUAUUUACUAACCAACUAUACAGCAAAAUGCUUGACUAAUUAAUAAGAUUUGACCUCUAUAUAUGGCAACUACAGGGUGCCCUUUUUAUUGAACAUUAUUACAGUUACAAUAUAUACCGAGUCCCAAUAAUAAUCUUGGCCUCAUCUCAUUCCUUUUCUUCUUGCUAACGUAUAAACAUGUCCAUCCUAUUAUUCAUUGUUUGUUUUGUGGUAUGGUCCCAUAAUGUUAGAAACAGCAUGGCGAAUGGUGUAACGCUUGAAUCGGUGAGACAGUCUUUGAUAAGACAAGAAGACACCAUCAUUUUCAGUCUCAUAGAGAGGGCUCGUUUUCCCAGCAAUUCUCCUACCUAUAAUGAAUCUUACGUUUCCACUCCAACCUUUUCUGGUUCUUUGGUUCACUUUGUUGUUAAGGAAACAGAGGCCCUUCAAGCUAAGGCUGGAAGAUAUGCAAACCCUGAAGAGCAUCCCUUCUUUCCAGAUAAUCUUCCGCCCUCAGUGGUGCCGCCUUACAACUUUACAGAGAUUUUGCAUCCUCCAGCUGCUUCGAUUAACAUAAACAAGGACAUAUGGGAUAUGUAUUUUAAGAAACUUCUUCAGCUGUUUGCUGCACCGGGUGAUGAUGGCAAUUAUGCAUCAACUGCAGCUAGCGACCUUGUGUGUUUACAGGCCCUCUCCAGAAGAAUUCAUUAUGGAAAGUUAGUAGCCGAGGUAAAAUUCAGGGAAUCCCCCAAAGAAUAUGAGCCUGCAAUUCGUGCUAAGGACAGAGAUGCUCUGAUGAAAUUGUUGACAUUUGCGAGUGUAGAAGAGGCAGUGAAGAAGAGGGUUGCAAAGAAGGCCAUGGUGUUUGGACAAGAAGUGACUCUGAAUAAUGAUGACAACAAGGGAAAGUACAAGGUUGAUCCAACAGUAGUUUCUCGCCUCUAUGGGGAUUGGAUAAUGCCUCUCACUAAACUUGUCCAAGUUGAGUACCUACUAAGACGCCUUGAUUGAAGCCGUUUCCUUUAUGAAUCAUCCAAUAAUGUGAUGGAGUUUCAAAGGAUUGAAUUUUUCUUAUGAUCACAUAAUUGCUUAUUCAAGAAAGAUGAUUUUGAAUUGAGUAUCAUUUUAAAAGCUAGCAAAUAAAUCUGCAUUUAAUGAAGAAAGUUCGUCUACAUGAACAUGUAUCCAUGAUUGGAUAUAUAGAGAUAUCGAUGUA